Cydia fagiglandana is the source of this 506-nucleotide messenger RNA. Its product is annotated as solute carrier family 22 member 22-like. The record is from RefSeq and is a predicted model, not a curated record. Bases 1 to 498 code for a protein of 165 amino acids. Lineage: Eukaryota; Metazoa; Arthropoda; Insecta; Lepidoptera; Tortricidae. The transcript is spliced from 3 exons.
AUGGGGUGCGUAAUUCCCGAAUGUGAGAACACUUCCACGGCUACCUUCGCUCCACCUUGGAUCCUGGACGCAGUGCCAUCGUCGGGUGACAUCCUGGACAACUGUCACCGUUAUGCAACAACAAGUAUAGCAGGAAAUACUUCCGACUGUUCAGCAGAAUUGUUUGACACCAACUCGACUUUGCAAUGCGAGGAAUAUGUUUAUGAGCACAAAACUUCCGCUUUUUAUGAGUUUAAUCUGGCUUGCGACGACUUCCUCCCGACCCUGGUCGGCUCCGUGAACACCCUGGGCAUGAUGGUCUGCCUGCCCAUCACGGGGCUCAUCUCCGACCGCUACGGCCGGCGGCUGGCGCUUGCGCUCACCAACUUCAAUCUAGCUUGGAUUGGGAGCUUGACUUAUUUUGCGGGCUCGUACGCAAGCUACAUUUCUCUGUCAUUUCUGACGAAUCUUUUUGGAUCUUGUUAUUUCUCCUGCGCUUAUAUUUUAGGUAAGCUAUGAAAAAAUUA